Klebsormidium nitens is the source of this 1291-nucleotide messenger RNA. The record is from the annotation of a GenBank genome assembly. Lineage: Eukaryota; Viridiplantae; Streptophyta; Klebsormidiophyceae; Klebsormidiales; Klebsormidiaceae.
AGUUCACAAGUUUUGUCCGUUUUGCAUCGCUGGUGCCUGAGAACAGACCUGCAAAAUCAAUCUCGAAUCUUCGACAAGUGGCAGGGAAGAGGUGCGCACCAGGGCUUCCAAAGACGUGCGCUCAAGAGCUCCUCGCGAGAGCUCCGUCUGCCGUUCACCAUGGCAUCCACUGUCCUUGCGCAGAGAGGGGCUGCCUCGGUGUUUGGAGCAUCGACGCACAUCGCUCCGCAGACACGCCCGUGCAGGGCGCUCGCUUUACCAGUCUUCCCCUGCAGAAAAGCAACACCACUUCGCCUCCCCUUCAGGACUCCUUCUUCCCAAUUCGCAGCUCACGUAGAACAGGCGCGCCGCGCACAGAAAACGCUCCCUUUGGCGUCACAUCGGAGUGCUGGGGUUCGCGCAGAGUCUGUGGAAGCUUCAGAAACUUCAUCGCAAACCCCUAUAGAAGCUGAGCCAGUUGUCGAACCCUCUGCUCCACUUUCAAAGCUGGCGGCGACUGUCGCGGGCGCUGCGGUUGCGCUCGGACAGACAAUGAAGCAGCAAUGGUGGGGGGAGAAUGGCGCGGCCGCCAAGAGGAUGGCGGUCGCUUUCGCGUUCGCGGCUCUCCCAAUUGUGCUUAGCGGUGUCGUGGGGGUGCCGUCGGCGCUUGCGGCUUCCGGUGGUAGGUACCAGAGGAACCAGACGUCCCGGGGUAUCAUGUACUUUGCCAUGACGCUCCUGGUGUCAGUGAAGCAGGUGCUCUUCAUCUUCCGUGGGCUGCUUCUCCUCCGGAUCGUGCUAACCUGGUUCCCUAACCUGCCCUGGGACAAGCACCCGCUCAAGGCGUCCCGGGAACUGACGGACCCUUACCUCAAUCUCUUCAAGUCCAUCAUCCCAGUCGUCGGAAACUUGGACCUGUCUCCGCUGGCCGCCUUUGCGUUCAUGGGCUUCUUCGAGUCACUCAUCGGCAUCAAUGAGAAGUCGCUCAAGGAGAGCAGUCUGUGGGGCGCAACGUCUUAGGAGUGCUGUAGCUAAGGGUAAUUGAGAUUCUAAAUAAUGCUGCAGGGGCAGUCAGUAUUGAAAGGUCAGGUUCGUGAAGCAAUUUUCAGAAGAGUCAUGGCUCAGGACUUGCACUGAGGAAAUUGGAGAGUCAUAGGUGGGCUUACUGCUCGGUAUAAGAUACUUUUGAAAACAUUUUAAGGGUUUUGUGGUAUGUCAAUUGUGCGCAAAGCGGAUAUGGUGCAAUUGCACAUCAUAAGAGUGCUCCAUGCAGCCCUUAUCCAGAUUCGGACAUCGAUUCUAUGCGGCGCAU